Molecule: messenger RNA, 2366 nt
Organism: Daucus carota subsp. sativus
Lineage: Eukaryota; Viridiplantae; Streptophyta; Magnoliopsida; Apiales; Apiaceae
Product: protein terminal ear1 homolog
Exons: 5
Coding region: 111-1907 (598 amino acids)
Molecular function (GO): RNA binding
Source: RefSeq, a predicted model, not a curated record
GAUACAGCCGGCGAAACAUCCCCUCUUAUAAUUAUUACUCUCUCUCCGCGUCUCUCUCUCUCUGUGUAUCUCUCUCCCACCCCCAUCUUUUCUUCCCUGCUUUUCCGGCCAUGGAACACAGGACUCUUCUCAACCACCCCGGACCAUUAGACCCCGGUGCACAAGAAUUCAUACCGCAAGCGCCUUUUCCGGUUGCUACCACCCAAAUAUAUUACUCCCACACAUACCAUUUACCCUCUGAAACUCUGGCCGUGCAAAACAUUGCUUAUCCUGCGCCGCCGGCGUACGUUAGCGUGGACCAACCUCCACUCCCCUUAGCCUUGCCGCCGGCGUCGACCACGCCGUCACGGGUACUUUUACUGAGCUCAGUACCUACGGACGUGAGCGAGUCGACGUUGAGAAGAGACUUGGAGGUGUUCGGAGAUGUAAGAGCCGUGGAGAUGGAGAGAGUCGGAGAAGGAAUCGUGGCCGUUCAUUUCUAUGAUCUGAGACAUGCAAAGACAGCGCUUGCUGAGAUACAAAAGCAACACAUGCAACAUCAGUGUAGAGUGAGAGAACAUUUCAAUGAUGUGAUGAAUAUGAACAAGAAUAAUUCUCCGUACGAGGUGGCGCCGCUUAGUUUCCCGGUUCCGCUGCCACCGCCGGCUUGUGGGUUGGUGGCUGGUCGUGCUGUGUGGGCCCAGUUUAUGGUUCCUGGGAUUGGAGGCUACCCGGAGUCUUACAAUCAGGGCACUCUUGUCAUUUUCAAUGUCCCUCCCCAUUUCCCUGCCCGUUCUCUCAUGGAUAUUUUUGAAGAAUUUGGAUGUGUGAAGGAAUUGAGAGAGCCACCACUGAAGCGGAGCCAAAGGUUUAUAGAGUUCUAUGAUACAAGGGAUGCAGCCAGGGCUUUUGCCGUGAUGAAUGGGGAAGAAAUCAACGGCAGGCAUCUUCUGAUUGAAUUUAGUAAGCCAGUUGGGUACAACAGAAGGUUCCCAAAAUCUUUCAAUUGCAAGCUAAAUUCUAUCCCCAGUCGCCCACCAAGAUCUCCAGCAUUUGCUCAUUCAAAUUCCACACCUUGGCAACCCCGUGUCUCGGGCAGGAUCUCUAAAAGCCCUAUUGCAACAAUGGCUUCUUUGAAUCUGAAAGGGGGAGGAGGGGUCGAGAAUCGGGACAGAAAUUCGAAUAGAAGGGGUGCAACUAGUAGUAGCAUUGGCAUGGGCGGCGUCACAAAUAUGAAGCAUGUGAAGAGUAAUAAGGCUGGAUGGAGUGUUCAGAAAGAGCAUGAUCUCAGAUUCCUGAUCAAUGAAGAUUCUAUUAAGUUGUCGAAUUCCAGUGAUCCAAGAACCACUGUCAUGAUCAAAAACAUCCCCAACAAAUACAGCCAGAAGUUAUUGCUCAACAUGCUGGAUAACCACUGCAUUCACUGUAACCAGCAGAUUGAUGACGAUGAGCAGCCUUUGUCUUCCUACGACUUUGUCUACCUUCCCAUUGAUUUUGGGAACAAGUGUAACGUGGGAUAUGGGUUCGUGAACAUGACUUCUCCAGAGGCAACAUUAAGGCUUUACAAAGCUUUUCACCAUCAAAAUUGGGAGGUUUUCAACUCAAGAAAAAUAUGCGAGGUUACUUAUGCUAGGUUGCAGGGACUUGAGGCACUGAAAGAGCAUUUCAAAAGUUCAAAGUUUCCGAGCGAUGCGGAAGCGGAGGAUUAUAUGCCGGUGGUGUUUUCACCGCCUCGAGAUGGCCGGACAUUGAGUAACCCGGUCCCUAUCACCACUAGUAAAAUUGCUUUCAACAAGAACCAUCAAGAGGGAGGCGAUGAUGAAGCACGGGAAGGAGAAGCUGGAGGUGGAGAAAGUGACGGUGUGAAUAGCGGGGAUGACUAUGACAAUGAUGUGAUUUCUGGCGGAUCCAACAGUGACGGUCUUUAGAGGCUAUGAGAUGAGAUGGUUGGAGACCAGUGCUGCGGAAAAAUUACUGUGGGGUAUUAUGAUAUUGUAGAAUAGGAGGCUAUGAGGGAGGGAGAGGAUAAUGAAGAACUGUGUGGGAAGAUAUUGAGAGAGAAUGUAUCUUCUUUUUAUGAUGAGUUUUAUUAGCUGCAGCAGCCAUUUAUGAAAAGCAAUACUUCUACUCCAGUAGUACUAUUAAACUCCAUCACUUGAUAAAAACUUUUCUUUCCAUUUAUGAAAAGCAAUACUUCUACUCCUGUAGUACUAUUAAACUCCAUCACUUGAUAAAAACUUUUCUUUCCGAUCUCUACUGUUAGUCUCUCUCAAAUUAGGGUUUUGAGAGUCGACUUCCAAAAUUAGCUGUCACUUCUCCAUUCUUCACCUUCAUCCUCUACAUUCACCAAAUCAUUUUCGCUCUCCCAUCUUCUCCAUAUUUACCUG